CUGAUCACGUGAAGCUUUCCAUCUUCUGCAGCUGCGGCAUUUAGUUAUUCUUGGUGCAGUGAUUUAUCUGUCAUUACAUGAUGAACACGGUGUGAACUGGGCAGGCUUAAAUCUGCAACAAUCUAUUCGUCUGAAUUCAUUUGCAACGUGCAGUGAGUGUCGAGCUUUGCGCUCUGAGCAUGCAGUAAAGCGGUGAAGAAUCAGGCGGCUCAUUACUAGCUGUUUUCCCAUCUUAGAACACUGACAUCAUCCUCAUCAGGAUUCUGGCUCCGGGCAGCGGCUAUUCAUGCAGUACUCCCAACGCGCAGCGUUUGCAAGCUCAGCGCCUCAAUGCGACGAUCAUUAGGAUGUCUGCGCUCGGCGGCUCAAGUUUAUUUUAUUUCACAGACUGCAGGCCGUCAGUGUGGUACUGCUGCAGAGGCUGGAUCGGUGCUUUGAUGACUGUUCUUCAAAAACUCGACAGAACACUGGUUACCACAAUAUUGAGGCAACUUCAUGGAGAAAAUUAAAGGAAUCCCUUUAAGAUGACACGCACAGACCCACCUGAUAUACUGGUAUCAACUGUGCAUCAAGACAUAAAAGUGAUUCCUAUAUCUACCCACUACAAAUCUUUGCAACCCUCCAAACAAUGUGAUUUUAUAAAUUGCAUUACAGUGGAGGACAGUCAAAGCAAAGUUAAUAAGAGGCACUGUCAAACCUUUGACUAUAAGUCAUUGGAGUACCCAAAAUCACACAAGUCCUCAAUGGAGUCCCCACACAGAAAAGCUGAUAGGCAUGCAGCCAACCCAGAUGUUGCUUGGAAUGCCCUGGGUCGCCACCAGAGAUACCGUUUUUCUGCUCCAGACAUUUUCAGUCACAGAUUAACUCCUCAAUCAGUGGCUGCAGAAAGGGCAAGUGAGGUAGUUGUCCCUGAAAAUAAAAGAAGGACCAGGUCAAAAAGUGCCUCUCGUGUUCAGACUGGCCUCACUCCUGUGACUUUUGAAGGUUACUCAUCAUCAGGAAGGAAAGGAAGAGAGUCCCAGAGGGUUCCAAAAGACUCUCGCUGGAGAGCUGAAGCAUCCCCACUUAGAGAGUCAUCUUAUGUAGCAACAAGGACUCAUAUGCAUGAAGUACAUCCCAUUAAGCUGCAGCCUCAAAUUGGUGACAGCAGUAGAUAUUCACCACACUAUGCUUCUGAUAAAUUUGAGGAUGGAAGUCUAGAUAAAUCAGCAACUAGCCCCCAUGUUAGGUGUCGAGUGGACAUCAAGCCCGAUGAUGCGGCAUUACAUCAUUCAGGUCGAAAACAGACAACAUCUGCAAUGGAAAUACCCUGGCAGAGGCAUCACAGUACUGGGAGAAGUCUGACUGUGCCACGUCAUUUCUCCUACUCCAGAACUCCAACUCCCACUGACUCAAUGGGUGCAGAAAGUAGGCAAGCUUAUCAAUAUUCCCGAAGCAUGCCAAAUACUUACCUACAACACAUGGAGCUUCCAUUACAAAGAAUGCCUUCUGCUAGUGAUUAUUAUGGUAGAGAACAUAGAGCUCAUUCCAGUCCUAAUGUGCCAACUAAUUUCUUUUAUGCAGAUGAUGUAGCCAGAUAUGUGACUGCUCCUGCUCCAAAACCAGGAUCUUUUUUUCAUGAUGAGCACUACACACCAGGUAAAACAUACAGUCCCAAAGUACAGUAUGUGCAAGAUCCAAGGACUCGAAUAGUGCAUGCUGUAGCUACUAGACCAUAUUAUUCUGAAAUGGAGCCCCACCCUUACUCUGUGCAGUCAGGAUAUCCCAAACCAUAUGCUGAAAAUGAACCAGGGCCAUACAUCAUAAGCACACCCCCCACAAGUAUAUUGUAUGGUGAUGAUCCAAGAACUUAUCAAAUUCAGACAGCACCACCACGAUUUUAUUAUUCCAGUGAUAUGUUUGCAGUCCCUCCAGAGCACCAUGUUCCAGCAAGGGCAUACUAUACUGAAGGUCGAAGACAUGCUAGAGUCACUCAACCACAAACUGAUGACUGGUAUGGCUCUGAUGCAUCUGGUUAUUCUACUAAUCCAGCCUCCUAUGUGUCGCAGAUCACUCCAACCAGAGUCCGGCAAGAGCCUGUACUAACUCCAUGGUAUACCAAUCCAUGUGUAGAACCUCAAAAAAUAGGUACAGAUUCCAAAUCUUAUUCCAGGUCUUGGGACAACAUUCUCAACUCACGUGUAGAAAGAGAACAACCUCUUCCUGUACAGAGAGGUCAGAGCUACGAUGAUCUUCUGGACUCCAGGAAGCCGCCUAUGGCCACAGGUGACAAACCAAAACCAGUGGUAGUCAAUCUUUCCAGUUCACCAAGACGCUAUGCAGCCUUAUCAGUGUCUGAUAACUCACUUAUUGACAAAAGUCCAACAGAGACGUCAAAAAGUCCCACAAGCAAACUUUGGUUUGUUACUCCUGAAAUAACAAUCACUGAUAAUGACAUUAGGCCAGGAAAUCUUAACAAGGCUGAAGGACGGUCUGCAAGUUGGGAUAUUCUUGACUCUAGAAACGCUGAGGGUCUAGAAUUACAUGACUUUGAUAGCUCAACCAAAGAAAAGACACAUGAUAAUGCCUCACUUCAGCAAAGCCUUGAGCAGCUUGAUGAGCUCCUAGCAGAUCUUGUGACUGACUACAAGCCACCCAGUAGACGAACAAGUGAGGAGAUUUUGGACCAAUUAAAGAAGUUAAUUGAUGAGGAAGAAGCAGUAUCUCUGUCCAGAAAAUGCUUAAAGCCAGAUACAGAUGAACCACUGCCUCUGGAUAAGCAGCCAACUUCAAUCAAAAUUAAUCCAGAUGUUUUUCGUGACAUGGAUGGGCCAAGUGAUUCAAUGAAGACCGCAGAGGAAUGCUCUCCAGAUCAAAGUCCAGAUGAGGAUGAUACAAUGAUGUGCUCCAACAAUAAGUGCCGGAGAACAGAGACCUUAUUCAAUGCUUGUCUUUAUUUUAAAUCCUGCCACAGCUGUUACACCUACUACUGCUCUCGGAACUGCCGUAGAGAGGAUUGGGACAUACAUAAAGAAAGCUGCUUAUAUGGAAGAAUUGGAAGCACAUGCCGGCAUAUUAUAAAACACUGCCGGGAGACUGUUGAAGUCCACAAAGCCUUCUCCCGUGUUGCCAAGGUUGGCUACCUUUCUCGAGGUAGGGGGGUCCUCUUCCUUGGCUUUCCAAAUCCUUCUUCAUCUUGUAGCUUCCUUCAGUAUGGCCUGAAUAGUUUACCAAUGUCUCCUACAUACCUGUCUCUUCGGGAGCUUGAAAGCUUCAAGGACAACCUGGGGGAAUACUGUAAUGAGCUGCAAGAAGCUGGUAAAGAAUAUGACCCAAACGAAUGUUUCAUCUUGAAUGUAUCCAUUGCUGUGGGUGACCAGCUGCCCGAUGGGCCAUCGCCAAGGAAUCAAGCUCCUACAGUUAGAAAAUAUGCAAAAAUUGCAUUGGCUUCUUUUAGUCCUGAGAGAAAGGUUCACAAGAAAGAGAAUGACAUGGAAACACUGAUCCUUACACCACCUCCAGGAACGGCUGAUAUUGACAUGGAAGGAGAGGAAGGUCGGAAGGCACGAGAAAUCUGUUUCAUCAAUAUACAACGGGAACUGAGAAUGAGAGGAGUUUUUCUACGCCAUGAAUACCCAAAUGUGUAUCAACAGCUUUGUGAAUUUGUGGAAAGCAACAGAAGGUUCACACCUACAACUAUUUAUCCAAUUGAUAAGAGGACUGGCAAACAGUUUAUGUGCAUGAUCAUGGCUGCCUCUGAGCCCAGAACACUGGACUGGGUUGGUGCACCACAUCUGCUUGAUGACAUCAUUUAAGGGCACCUUUUGUUGAAAAUAGAUGUGUAUAGAAAUACAUACAAAUUCUUGCACAUAUUUCUAUUGGUCUAGCUGUAUACAGUUGUGUGUAGUGCAACUGUAGAAAUUACAUACAUUCAUGCCUGCUUGGUCAGUAUUAUUUAUUAUUAAAAUAUUUCUCAUCAGGUGUAGAAGUACAAUAUAUUAGUUAUUUAUUUUAACACUAUAAAAUGCUUUAAGUCAUCCACAAGUCAUUUCCUGGUUUCUACUGUUACAAAACAUUCCCCUUGGUUGGGACUGCUAAACUCACAUAUUACUACUAAACUCACAUAUUGUUUUUUUAAUAUCUCAGAUAAGUAAAUAGUGGUUAUUAUUUUGUCCUGAACUUUUUUACAUGACUGUCUACAUCUGUGAGUACGGCAUAAAUAUUUUCAUAUUUAACUUUUAUGGUAUGACAUGCUGGAAAUAAGAAACAUUAUUUUCUUAGCAACGCAAACACUUUCUAUGCAAGGUUAUUUCAUCAAUUAAGUACCACAUUCCUGCAGGUGUAGCAUCUGCUAUAUUAUGUAUGAUACAUACAUAUUAUAGAAAUAUAUAGAGACUUUAGAGACUGGUGUGAAAAGUAAUGAUUUUGAUGGAAGUGUAAAUUCUUACUAGACAUAAAGGAUGACCGAGAAAGAAACAUCUUGUGCUGUUUAAGAUAUCUAGUACAAAAGGCACAAAAUUUUAUAUUGAUUUGAAAAAGUACUCUAUUGAAAACAUGGACUCUUCUGUCUAAAGGCAUACUUAGAGAAGUUCACAUCAGCAUAACAUUUCUUUAUUCUGCUCUGCAGAAUUAGCAGAUCAAUCCUGGACUUGAAAACCUUCAGAAUGGAUGUUAAAAUGGUGCCAGUUACAAGCCCCACUAGAGGUGUUGGCCUGUACUCUUCAGUUUAAACACUGUGAAUAGUGAAAGUUAUCUAAAAACUCAACUUGGUCAAAUACCAACAUGUAAUGCAACUUCUUUGAAAUACAAUUUAUGAGUUGUCUUUUUGGAUAUUUUCACAAAUGAAUAUCUAUAGGAGUUAUUGUCCUUUGAACAAAGUGAGCCAGAUUUUGGCACGGUAACUGUAAGGUAGACUUCUGAAAUAGGGACAGAAGAAGUUAGCUGUGAAUUUGUGCUGAUCUAGGUUUAUUACAUGUAUGAUAUCCUUAUUAGUUUUAGCGAAUCAGAGUCUUUAAUUUGUUUAUUAGGUACAAAAAUGUAGAAAGUUUAAUAAUACCACUUAGCCAUAUUGCCUCAUUUUUUCUGUCAAUUGUGUAUUUGUAGCAUCCUAAAUCUUACUUUUAUCCUAGAGGUGAAUGGAAAGAAGGGUGUGGCUUGAAUUUAUUGUAUGUUUGAGUGCUAAUAUUCUAUCUAAAUAUGGUUUACCUGACACCACAAAAACAUACAAGUCGCAGUAUAUCACAAAUAUGUAAAUUUCUUAUUAAUCACAAAUGAAGGUGGAUCAAUUUGUUGUCCUUUAGCGAUAUACCUUUCUCAGUCCUCAGAAUCUGUGCAACAAAGUACAAUGAAACUUGAGGCUUACAUAUAUAUAUAUAUAUAUAUUUUAAAAAAGUUACUUUUAAGAUAAAGUACUGUAAAAAAAAAAAAAAUCUUGAAAAGUUGACUGGCUGCAUGUUAUUUGAUUUUUCUUCUCCAAUCUCAUUUUAACAUGUUAGUAACUGCAACAUGCUUGAUGAAUGAGCCCGUGAAAGUGAUACAAUGCUGUUCAAGAUUUGUUUUCUUCAUUUCUAUUUAUCAUGUUAAACAAUAAGAGACCUCACUAAAAUGUUUAGAAAAUCCUGUAAUCUUGUAUUUUUUAUACUUUCAACAUAUAUGUGUGUGUGUGUGUGUCUAUUUAUAAACCAUGUCCAAUAAAUGGAACAGGAACUGCCUUCUUUCUUUUCUCAAGGGGAUAUUUAUUCAAGUUAAGCUUUUUAAUCAGAGUAUUUAAAAGACAAGAAUAUUACAAAUGAGCCAUUUUCUUUUGUUGACCGGUUGAGGACCUCUGAUUUAAACAGUAUUUAUUACAGCUGUUAUGAGUGUUAUGUCUGUACCAGGAAACCCAAAUAGUCUAGUUUGAUAUUAUUUACUCAAGAAAUUAGGCAUUUUUUCUGUGGAGGAUAUCUUGGUAAAAGUUCCUCCAAAGAUCUGCAUGUCUUUGGAGGAACAAAAACAUGCAGAUCUUUGUUCCUCCAAAGGGUAGGAAAAGAAAGGGAGAAAGGAAGAGAAAAGGUUUAAAGGAAAAAAGGACACGAGUAAGGGAGAGAAAGAAGCAUAGAGAAAAGAAAAGUAAACACUCUUCAAGUCUGCCUCUAGACCUGCCAAAAAACCCCAAGUCAUUACACAAUAUAUUUAGUGACUAGAUUUUUAUAUAUAAUAGAAAGGUAAAUCUGACUGGUAUCACCCAGUGAGAAAUAAAGUUCACAUCCUUUGAUGAACCUUUGAUGGCAUUUUUACUACCAGACCUUUACUAGUAAAACAUGUUAAGAGAUGCUGUCUUUGAGAGGCCCCAGAUUCUUGAGGUUUUUUACAUUCAAAUUCAUUCUUUAUCUACAGUUUGUUAAACUCUGUAAUGGGUAAGUUCCUUUUAAUUUCAACACUGUGUGUGUUCAAUCUUCGUAUGGGCCAGACCAUUAGAAGGAUAUACAGCAUCAGGUAAAGUAGGGCAGACCUCCAUCUUCUUUUGUGAGUUCUGGAACUCCUAAAAGCCAGCAGAGGCUCAAGUGUAAUAUAAUGUAAAUAUACUGCUAGCCUGUUCCAGUCAAUGUUAAUGCUUAUUGAAAACUUGAACAUUUGUUUGUGACAUUAGUCCAACAGAAAAACAUCAAGAUGUUGUCCGUAAUAACAUUCUGCAACGUUACCGUCAGUCUCAGUAAGUAUUAAAUGAACAGAUCAAAUAAGAUCAGGUAAGAAGUACAGACUAACAAAGGAGAU
This is a messenger RNA of Xiphophorus hellerii (green swordtail), 6732 nucleotides long. RefSeq names its product apical junction component 1 homolog (gene ajm1). Gene Ontology annotation, biological process: cell-cell junction organization. The transcript is spliced from 2 exons. Gene Ontology annotation, cellular component: plasma membrane; apical junction complex. The record is from RefSeq and is a predicted model, not a curated record. Bases 525 to 3794 code for a protein of 1089 amino acids. NCBI's taxonomy places the organism in Eukaryota, Metazoa, Chordata, Actinopteri, Cyprinodontiformes, Poeciliidae.